AUGUCUUUGGUGGACUUGGGGAAGAGGUUACUAGAAGCAGCAAGAAAAGGCCAAGAUGAUGAAGUGAGAACAUUGAUGGCAAACGGCGCCCCAUUUACCACAGACUGGCUUGGAACAUCACCCCUCCACCUUGCAGCCCAGUAUGGUCAUUAUUCCACAGCAGAAGUGCUCCUUCGAGCAGGAGUUAGCAGGGAUGCCCGGACCAAAGUGGACAGGACCCCCUUGCACAUGGCUGCAGCUGACGGACAUGCACACAUCGUGGAACUCCUUGUUAGGAAUGGUGCAGAUGUGAAUGCCAAAGAUAUGCUGAAGAUGACAGCUUUGCAUUGGGCCACUGAGCACCACCAUCGAGAUGUUGUAGAGCUACUUAUCAAGUAUGGAGCUGAUGUCCAUGCUUUCAGCAAAUUUGAUAAAUCUGCCUUUGACAUAGCCCUGGAGAAGAACAAUGCUGAGAUUCUGGUCAUCCUCCAGGAAGCAAUGCAGAAUCAGGUGAAUGCUAAUCCUGAGAGAGCCAACCCUGUGACUAACCCUGUGAGUAUGGCUGCUCCAUUUAUCAUCACGUCAUCGGGAGAAGUUGUCAAUCUUGCUAGCCUUGUUUCUUCAGCCAACACCAAAACAACCUCAGGUGACCCCCAUGCCUCGUCAGUACAGUUCUCAAAUUAUACCACUUCAGUGCUGGCCACCCUUGCAGCUCUUGCUGAGGCAUCAGCACCCCUCUCCAACUCAUACAGAGCCACAGCCAAUUCAGAGGAAAUCAUAGAGGGAAAUUCUGUUGAGCCAUCAAUCCAGCAAAUGAUGGGGAGUGGAGGCCAGAGGGUCAUCACCAUAGUGACCGAUGGAGUCCCUCUGGGUAAUCUCCAAACUGCAAUUCCUACUGGAGGCAUUGGCCAGCAAUUUAUUGUAACAAUGCAAGAUGGACAGCAAGGUGAGUUGUCCCAUUUAGACAAUUAUUUAUUAGAAGAUAUUUUAGACACCCCAAAUCCCCUAAAAAUGAGGCAUUAAGGCAAGUUGUGGGAGUGAGGGAAUGCAGGUGUAAGAUGGGGCAAAGAAAGUCUGAAAAACAAAAAGAAACCAGACUGGCAAAAGUUGAUUUCCCUAAUAUAUAUAAAAUUUGUGAGUGAAAACCAAUAAUUUAGUAGAAAAAAAGAGCAGAUAUUAUAAAUAAUACGAACCAAUAGUUCACAGGAAAAAAAUAAUGAUGGCUCUUAAAAUAUGAAAAUAUGUUCAACCUACUUCAUUCAUAGCAAAAGAAUUACAAAUAAAUACUGUACUUAGCCCUGCUGCUCUCAAGAUAGUAGAGUAAGAAGCUUUAGGGCUCCAUCCCCCAACAGAAGCUUUGAACAACUAUCAAGAACUGGCAGAAACAUCUUUCUCAAAGUUCCAGAAAACAACUAAAGGAUUGCAGUAACAGGGCAAGUGCCAAAUCAAGCAGAAAACCACUUAAGAGCAGUAGGAUCUCAGUGGCUUGGAGUGGCAUGGGUCUCUGGUCCUUGUUCUGGAGGGAGCAGAGUAAAUCCCUUUGCACUUAUUGGGAGCAUGAAUGCCUGGCCUAAUCAAUACAGAGAUGGAAAUUAUGAAAAGGAAGCAAACAAGAGAUGAAGACCACAGUAACAAAAAUUAAAAAUUCCCUAGAAGGGAUCAGCAGUGAACUUGAAAGUAAGAGAAUUGAAAUCAUCCAGUCUGGGGAGCAGAAAGAGGAGGAAUGAAGAAGAGUGAAGAGUGCCUGAGGAACAUGUGGGACACCA
This is a messenger RNA of Choloepus didactylus (southern two-toed sloth), 1745 nucleotides long. Its product is annotated as GA-binding protein subunit beta-2-like. The record is from RefSeq and is a predicted model, not a curated record. Gene Ontology annotation, biological process: positive regulation of transcription by RNA polymerase II. Gene Ontology annotation, molecular function: protein binding; transcription cis-regulatory region binding. Lineage: Eukaryota; Metazoa; Chordata; Mammalia; Pilosa; Megalonychidae. Gene Ontology annotation, cellular component: nucleus. The transcript has a single exon. Bases 1 to 1002 code for a protein of 333 amino acids.